AUGGCCGAAGGAAACCGGCUCCUUUUCCUAGCACUCUGCUUGCACUAUCUCCCUAAAGUUGAUGCUUGCCCCAAGGAUUGUACCUGUUACAGCGAGCCCAUGACUGUCAGCUGUCAACAGCAGGGUUUCAAAUCGAUUCCUGACGGGAUCCCGGUCAGAAGCCAACGGAUCUUUCUCCAGAACAACAAGAUUCCCUUGGUGAGCUCCAGCAGCUUCAGCUCUCGGCAGAACCUAACAGUGCUGUGGCUGCACUCCAAUAACAUCAGUGUCAUCCAAGCUGGGGCGUUCGCGGGCUUAGAGCGCCUGGAGGAGCUGGACAUUGGGGAAAAUAUCAACCUGCGCUCCCUGACCCCCACCUCGUUCCGCGGCUUGGUGCGCCUUCACACCCUGCACCUUCACAGAUGCGGUCUCUCGGAACUACCAAUAGGCAUCUUCAGAGGGCUGGUCUCCUUGCAAUACCUGUACCUGCAGGAGAACGUGCUGGAGAAACUGGACGAUGACCUCUUUGUGGACUUAGGCAACCUCACUUCCUUGUUCUUGCAUGGCAACAGGAUCCGGACACUGUCAGAAAACGUGUUCAGGGGAUUGCGCAGCCUGGAUAAGCUGUUGCUGCAUCAAAAUCGGAUCAGCUUGGUGCACAGGAGGGCUUUUCAUGAUCUGGGCAAACUGGGCUUGUUGUACCUCUUUAAUAACAACAUAACCGUGCUAACUGGACAGACCAUGGACCCUCUGAUCUCCCUGCAGUAUCUCCGGCUGAACGGUAACCAGUGGAUCUGUGACUGCCGGGCUAAAUCCCUCUGGGAUUGGUUCCGGCGUUUCCGGGGCUCCAGUUCUGUCCUGGAAUGCCAUGUCCCAUCGCGACUGUUUCAGCGCGACCUGAAAACGCUGGAUCGCCGCGAGCUGGAAACCUGCCUGGAUUCCUCUCACCAGAUCCGGACCAGCAUUUUCAGCACCAGGACCAGAUCCGGUAAACUGCCCACGGUGGAAACACCGUCCGGUGCGCGGGAUGGGGCCAUCAAGUGCUGCCAACCAGACAGCGAGCAGUCCUCUCUCAUCUACACCAAAGGCAAACCGGCCCCUUCAUCGUACAACAGCAGAGAGUCCACCAACAAACCGCUCAAGGACAAAGAGAACAUCUCCAAGAGCAGGUACACGGAAAACGACCUGUCCAAAAACGGGACCUACAAAACUGGCUUGAGAGACGCUCCUAUGGGAACUUUCUCUGCCAAAAUAGACCAGUCCUUAGACAUGCUCAGUCCGGAGCUAUUAAACAACCUGGACUCCUCCACGUCGCCCACGACGAAAAAGAAGCGAAAGUGUUAUAAAAAGCCUAAAACGGACUCAUCCCCGUGCCGCCUCAAUAAUGGGUCUUACAGAAAGCACUUGUGCAAGACAGCGUUGGCAACCGUGUCUCUCCUCCCGUUCUUGUUGCACCUUUGGUGA
Molecule: messenger RNA, 1443 nt
Organism: Rhincodon typus (whale shark)
Lineage: Eukaryota; Metazoa; Chordata; Chondrichthyes; Orectolobiformes; Rhincodontidae
Gene: rtn4r
Product: reticulon 4 receptor
Exons: 2
Coding region: 1-1443 (480 amino acids)
Cellular component (GO): plasma membrane
Molecular function (GO): protein binding
Source: RefSeq, a predicted model, not a curated record